Durio zibethinus is the source of this 1217-nucleotide messenger RNA. RefSeq lists its product as uncharacterized. NCBI's taxonomy places the organism in Eukaryota, Viridiplantae, Streptophyta, Magnoliopsida, Malvales, Malvaceae. The record is from RefSeq and is a predicted model, not a curated record. Gene Ontology annotation, biological process: defense response.
UCGUUGAACCUAUAAAUGGCCUCACCCAUCUCCUCAUCCCUUCGUAAUGAACAACAAAGCCUGUCUUUUCUUCUCCCAAAUUCCAGUUUAAACCUUGAAAGAAGCAGAUUAAUGGCCUCUCCCCAUGAAAUAGAGGUGACCAUCUCCUCCGCCAAAGACCUCAAAAAUGUUAAUUGGCGCUACGGCCCGAUCAGGCCCUACGUCGUCCUCUGGGUGGACCCAAAAAAUAAGAGUUCCACGAAAGUCGAUAAGGAGGGUGACACGUGUCCCAUCUGGGACGAAACUCUGGUCAUCCCUCUCCCUGGUCCCAUCAACGACGAUACCACUCUCUUCAUCGACGUCGUCCACGCUGGAUCUGAGGAGGAUACCAAGCCUCUCAUCGGCUCCGUUAAGAUGAAGCUCCGAGAAGUCCUCGAAGAAGCCGGCUUCGGAGAAAGCCACAUGAAAACGCUCCGCCUGAAGCGACCCUCUGGGAGACCCCAAGGAAAAGUUGAUGUUAAAGUUUUCAUCAGAGAGCCACGCUAUCAUGCUUAUGAUCCAUACCGGGCACCUCCCUACGCGGUCCCACCACCGGCUUCAAGAGACUACCAAGCAGCUCCGCCAUCUUAUGGUUAUCCAUACGCUCAGCCGCCACCGCCACAAAAUCCUUACUACGCGGCCCCACCAACUGCCUACCCCUACAGUACGUACAAUUAUAAUACUCAGCCGGCCUACGGUGAGGGAAGUGGUGGGUACUACGGGCAAGAGGAGAAGAAGAAGAGUAAGUUUGGAGGGAUGGGGACAGGAUUGGCUGUGGGUGCGGUUGCAGGGGCUUUGGGUGGACUCGCAUUAGCGGAGGGUGUGGAUGCGCUGGAGGAUCAUUUCGAAGAUGAAGUGGCGGAGAAGGUUGAGGAGGAUCUUGGAUACGAUGAUGGUGGCGAUGAUUUCUAAUUUUCCAGACCGUUCUCCAGGUUACAAGGCUGUUUAUGUCAAUUGAUUUAUCGUAUUAUAGUAUAAGUAUUUUUAUUUAAUCAAUUGAUGUAAUGGCCAUUCGUGGUCUUGGUUUGGUCUUUUUUAUGAUUUGCUUUUUGAGUUGAUGGACAUUUUAAUAGUUGCUGUCGUAGGCGAUAAGCUUUGGGUUUUGCAUUGUGGGAUUAUGGCCCACUGCCCAUGAUGAAAAAGACAUAUUUGUCGGAAAUAAAAGCUGAAGUUAGGCAUCUUAUGCCCACCGUAAAACA